AAUUUUCUUCAUUUUUUCUUGAAAUUCAGGCUAAUUUAUAGUAAGAAUUAAUAAUAAAAAUGGAUGAUAAAAUGCGGGGUUCGAGGAGGCAAACUAGCCGGAGCAACUGGAGCAUGGAGGACGUGUUUUCCGGCGGCUCCGGUGGCGGCGGCACCGCCAGGCGCAGCGUUCGGGCGGAGGAAGACGAAGAAGCGCUGAGAUGGGCUGCUCUUGAAAAACUGCCGACGUACGACAGAUUGAGGAAAACCGUGCUGAAAUCGUUCGUCGAAACUCCGAAUAGUACUAACGGAAAUGUUAGGGUUGUUCACCGGGAAAUUGAUGUAAGAAAACUCGACGUCAACGAUAGGCAGGAUUUCAUCGACAGGAUUUUUAGGGUUGCUGAGGAAGACAAUGAGAAGUUCUUGAUCAAGCUCCGAAAUCGAAUCGACAAAGUUGGGAUUACUCUUCCGACGGUAGAAGUGAGAUUCGAGCACCUAACGGUGGAGGCGGACUGCUUCGUCGGUGACCGGGCGCUUCCGACUCUACCAAACGCGGCCCGCAACAUGUUCGAGACGGGCCUGAGUUGGUUCGGAUUCGGGCCUACUCGGAAAACUAAACUCACUAUACUAAAAGAUGUCUCGGGGGUCAUUAAACCCUCUAGGAUGACGCUUUUAUUAGGACCACCGUCCUCCGGCAAGACGACCCUCUUGUUGGCUUUAGCCGGAAAAUUGGACCCUACUUUGAAGACGAGUGGAGAAAUCACGUACAACGGGCACAUGCUUAACGAAUUCGUGCCGCAGAAAACAUCGGCGUACAUUAGCCAAAACGAUGUUCAUGUUGGAGAAAUGACCGUCAAAGAAACCCUCGAUUUCUCGGCUAGGUGCCAAGGCGUUGGAUCGCGAUACGAUCUUUUGAGUGAGCUAGCUAGAAGGGAGAGAGAAGCUGGUAUUUUUCCAGAUCCAGAAGUUGAUCUUUUCAUGAAGGCAACUGCUAUGCAAGGAGUAGAGAGCAGCCUUAUUACUGAUUACACCUUGAGGAUAUUAGGGCUAGAUGUGUGCAGGGACACCAUUGUUGGUGAUGAAAUGAUAAGAGGAAUUUCAGGAGGCCAAAAAAAACGUGUUACUACAGGGGAGAUGAUAGUUGGGCCGACGAAAACACUGUUCAUGGACGAGAUAUCGACUGGGCUGGACAGCUCGACAACGUUUCAGAUAGUCAAAUGUUUGCAGCAAAUUGUACAUUUGACCGAGUCAACUAUUUUCAUGUCUCUUCUCCAACCAGCUCCCGAGACAUUCGAACUCUUCGACGACGUCGUUUUGUUGUCGGAAGGUCAGAUUGUGUACCAGGGUCCAAGAGAGCACGUGGUUGAAUUCUUUGAGAGCUGUGGGUUCAAAUGUCCUGAGAGAAAAGGAACUGCUGAUUUCUUACAAGAGGUGACAUCGAAAAAAGACCAGGAGCAAUACUGGUCGGACAGAAGCAGCCCGUACCGCCACAUCUCCGUCGCCGAAUUCGCCGCAAAAUUCAAGCGCUUCCACGCCGGCCUCCGCCUGGAGAACGAGCUCUCCGUGCCCUACCCGAAGCCCCGCAGCCACAAAGCCGCCCUAGUCUACAAAACCAACGCCGUCCCCAACACAGAGCUCCUCCGAGCCAACUUCGCCAAAGAAUGGCUGCUCAUCAAGCGCAACUCCUUCGUCUACGUGUUCAAAACCGUGCAGAUAUUCAUCGUCGCCCUGAUCGCGUCCACCCUGUUUCUGCGGACACACAUGCGCACCAGGAACGAGCAGGACGGCGCGCUUUAUGUGGGCGCGCUUCUGUUUGCGAUGAUAUGCAACACGUUCAACGGGUUCGCUGAGCUGGCGUUGACCAUACAGAGGCUGCCGGUGUUUUACAAGCAGAGGGAUCUUCUGUUUCAUCCGGCGUGGGCGUUUACCCUGCCGACGUUUCUUCUCAGGAUCCCGAUCUCGGCGUUCGAGGCGGUUGUGUGGAUGGUCACCACUUACUAUACUAUUGGCUUUGCCCCUGAUCCUACCAGGUUCUUCAAGCAACUACUGCUGAUAUUUGCUAUCCAGCAAAUGGCAGCAGGUAUAUUCCGGCUCAUUGCCGGAGUAUGCCGAACUAUGAUCAUCGCCAACACUGGCGGCGCUCUUACUCUUCUCCUCGUCUUCCUCUUGGGCGGUUUCAUCCUCCCCAAAGACAAAAUUCCAGUAUGGUGGGGGUGGGGUUACUGGGUUUCACCCCUCACCUAUGGCUACAACGCCAUUGUAGUAAACGAGAUGUUAGCUACAAGAUGGAUGAACAAACUGGCCUCAGACAACACUACAUUAUUGGGUGUAGCAAUAUUGAACAACUUCAACAUUUUUGCCGAUAAGAAUUGGUAUUGGAUAGGUGUCGUUGCCCUUAUUGGGUUUACACUGCUAUUUAACGUACUCUUCACUUUCGCUCUCAUGUAUCUUAACCCUCUGGGAAAGCCACAAGCUAUAAUAUCCAAAGAGCAGGCAAAGGAGAUGGAAAUUGAGAAUGAAUACAGAGAUGAGUCACCAAGACUUGGGACAAGAAAGUCAAACAAAGAUUCGUUUCAACGAUCAUUAUCAUCCGAUGAUGGAAACAACACAAGGGAAAUGGAGAUUCGACGAAUGAGCAGUCGUUCGAGCGUUGAGGGAGAAAGACGUGUUGCCCCAAAGAGAGGAAUGGUUCUACCGUUCACACCACUAUAUAUGUCCUUUGACAAUGUUAACUACUAUGUGGACAUGCCACCGGAAAUGAAGGAACAAGGAGUAGAAGAUCAAAAACUGCAACUACUCCGAGAAGUAACCGGUGCAUUUAGGCCCGGAGUUUUAACCGCAUUAAUGGGAGUAAGCGGAGCUGGAAAAACGACACUAAUGGAUGUUCUCGCAGGCCGUAAAACCGGUGGCUACAUUGAAGGCGAAAUUAAAAUAUCCGGAUUUCCAAAAAAUCAAGAAACCUUUGCAAGAAUCUCCGGAUAUUGUGAACAAAACGAUAUUCACUCUCCUCAAGUAACUGUCCGUGAGUCAUUGAUCUACUCCGCCUUUCUUCGUCUGCCUAAAGAAGUCACCAAGGAACAAAAAAUGGUUUUUGUUGAUGAAGUGAUGGAAUUGGUUGAGCUGGAGAAUCUGAAAGAUGCCAUUGUUGGAAUUCCUGGGGUUACUGGAUUAUCGACAGAGCAGAGAAAGAGAUUGACUAUAGCCGUUGAGCUAGUUGCUAAUCCUUCGAUUAUAUUUAUGGAUGAACCGACUUCUGGUUUAGAUGCAAGGGCAGCAGCCAUUGUUAUGAGGACUGUUAGAAAUACUGUAGACACCGGACGAACUGUCGUUUGCACUAUUCAUCAGCCUAGCAUUGAUAUUUUUGAAGCUUUCGAUGAGUUGCUUCUCUUGAAAAGAGGCGGGCAAGUCAUUUAUGCGGGACCCUUAGGGCGGCACUCAAAUAAAAUCAUCGAAUACUUUGAGGCAAUUCCUGGAGUUCCAAGAAUCAAAGAGAAGUACAAUCCAGCAACAUGGAUGCUCGAAUCCAGUUCGGUUGCAACAGAAGCCAGACUCGAAAUUGAUUUCGCCGAAUACUACAAAUCAACAACCUUAUUCCAGCGAAACGAGGCUUUGGUGGAAGAACUGAGCAAAACAGUCCCCGGAGCAAAAGACUUGUACUUCAACACGCAAUACUCAGAGUCCGAGUGGGGACAAUUUAAGGCAUGCCUAUGGAAGCAAUGGUGGACUUAUUGGAGAAGCCCCGAUUAUAAUCUUGUUAGAUAUUUCUUCACUUUGGCUUGUGCUCUUCUUGUCGGCACCGUUUUUUGGAGGGUCGGCACGAAAAAGAACUCGGAUACGGAUCUUUUGACGAUCAUAGGAGCAAUGUACGCUUCUGUUUUGUUCGUGGGGAUUAAUAAUUGUGCAACGGUUCAACCUGUGGUGGCAGUUGAGAGAACGGUGUUUUAUAGGGAAAGAGCUGCGGGGAUGUACUCGGCACUACCGUAUGCCUUGGCACAGGUGAUAGUAGAAAUACCGUAUGUUAUUAUUCAGACAACAUAUUACACAAUAAUAGUGUAUGCAAUGGUGAGCUUCGAAUGGACAGCAGCAAAAUUCUUCUGGUUCUACUUUGUCAACUUCUUCUCCUUCCUCUACUUCACUUACUAUGGCAUGAUGACUGUUGCUGUCACUCCAAACCAACAAGUUGCCGCCAUUUUUGCCGCCGCCUUUUACGCUCUUUUCAAUCUUUUCUCUGGCUUUUUCAUCCCUAGACCUCAAAUUCCGAAGUGGUGGAUAUGGUAUUACUGGCUUUGCCCAGUGGCGUGGACGGUAUAUGGAUUGAUUAUAGGGCAAUAUGGGGAUGUGACGAAUACUAUUACAGUCGUCGGAUCAUCUACACAACCAAUGAUCAAAACAUAUAUUCACGACCAUUUUGGAUAUGACUCCAAUUUUAAGGGGCCAGUUGCGGUGGUUUUGAUUGGUUUUGCGGUUUUCUUCGCGUUUAUGUACGCGUAUUGCAUCAAGAAUCUCAACUUUCAGAUGAGGUAGAAUUUGUAGAACAUCAUAUAUAUAUAUAAAUACAUAUACUAAAGAAAUGUUAAAUAUAGAUAUAUAACUUUUUUGAAGAAAUUGUGGAAAGAAAAUUAUUGCAAGGUAGUUUUUUUUGGUUAAGAUUUGCUGCUAUAGGAAGUUAUUACAUGUAUAGAUGAAAUAUCAGAUGUGUAACUAAUGUUACUUUGCACUUUUUGGGAUCCUAUAACUGGAAUAUGUAAUCUUUGUUACAUUCUUGGUCUUGGAAUUACUUAACUAUCUGUUAAUUUUGUGACUAAUGAUUAUCUAAUUCUAUGUUUAAGA
This is a messenger RNA of Erythranthe guttata (spotted monkey flower), 4808 nucleotides long. Its product is annotated as ABC transporter G family member 29. The record is from RefSeq and is a predicted model, not a curated record. Gene Ontology annotation, molecular function: ABC-type transporter activity; ATP binding; ATP hydrolysis activity. Gene Ontology annotation, cellular component: membrane. Lineage: Eukaryota; Viridiplantae; Streptophyta; Magnoliopsida; Lamiales; Phrymaceae.